AUGUCUCAACAACUAUUCAAUAAUGAUGAGCUGUAUGAAAUUCUCUCCUUCCUUCCAACGCCAUCACUUAUCCACUCGACAAGUCUUGUGUCCAAACAGUGGCUUUUACAAUCUCGGAAUAUUCCUUUAGCUAUUUCAUUCUACAAUCGGAAAAUGUUAAAUACUUUUAUUUAUUUUGAUGAUGAUCAGCAACAUGAAGAAUUGUUUGCUUUUGAAAGAAAAGAUCAAGUGGAAAUAAGAGAUUUAAAAAUUAGAUCAGUGAAGGCACAUUACAUGAAAGAUUCAAGUUUUAAAUUAUUAAAUUCGAGGAAGGAAUUUGAAAAUGUGGAAGAGUUGGAUUUUUCAUACUCGAAAUUUAAUAUUUGUAUAGAAUCUGGAUGGGGGGAUGAGAGAAAAGAGGAUGAGGAUGAUCAUUUUGUUUGGAAUUAUCCAAAAUUGAAGAGGUUUCGUUUGAAUGAAGUGAAACUUGGUGAAGAAUUGGUAAAAUCCAUUGCAAAUAGCUCAAGUUUGAGUAAUUUGCAAGUUUUAGAGUUGAAAUCAAUUAAUUUAGUGAGAUUUCAAGUGGAGCAUCUUACUUCUAGUGAAGUUUUGAAAAAUUUGACAGCUUUGGAUAUUUCUAGUAAUAUUUUAGAGGAAGAUGGAUGCGAAUUGAUAUUGACUAGCAAGUUUGCCGAAUCAUUGACAAGUUUAAAUAUGAACUCUUGCAGUCCUGAAUUCAAUGAAUUUACUCAGGGAAUAUCCCAAUAUUUCACAAGAAUUUUAUCCACAUUUCAAAAUCUGAAAGAUCUCAACUAUGGAAGAAAUUGUUUAAGAGAUGAAGAUUUACUGAAAGUUGAAAGUUUGAGAAAUUUAACCAGUUUAGACAUUAGCAUGAAUUAUAUUACUGAACAGUCAACUUCCUUCUUUGAAAAACCAAUAUUUAAUAAUCUAACGAAUUUUCAAUUUUUCUUUAACAGAACAGAUGAGGUUAAACUCUACGAAAUUGUGAUGAACAAUCCCACCACGAAUAAUUUAAACUCUAUCGUUAUGGUGAUUAAUGAUUUUAAAGAUGUCACUCCAACAUUUAUUGAACUAUUUGACAAUGAUUCCAUGUUAAACAUCAAGACACUAAAGGUAUUUGAUUACUUUGCAGACAACAGCUUCCUAAGAAAGCCAAUAUUUGAUAAUCUGACAACUCUAAAACUUGAUUUUGAUUCUUUACAAAAAACCUUUUUUAAUUUGGAAAAUUGUAAAUUUUUGAAACAUUUAAUUUAUUUGGAUUUGGCUUACUUUUCAGGAAUUGACUUUAGGUCUCUGGAUAAGUUUGCAUGCAAUUUGAGAAGUCUCAGGCUAGAAAACUGUUCAAUAGAUAUGAAAGUACUUGUGGCUUGCAGUUUUCUUCCAAAUAUUACUGACCUUUCUUUGGAAUGGUGUAUACUUUCGGGUAACGAUAUUAGAAUAUUUGCUGAAUGUGGGAAAACAGAACAAUUGACAAAAUUGACUUUGGAUGAACCUGUCAUUACGAAUAUUAAUUGCAUUGCAAAUAAUCCAGAAAAUUUUAAAAGUUUGGAAUUGUUGAAAGUGAAUUGUGCCCUACAACAUGAAAAUUUUAAACUAUUUCCCAAAUUGACCAAACUAAAUGACCAAUCCAUGUUUUAA
This is a messenger RNA of Naegleria gruberi, 1638 nucleotides long. RefSeq lists its product as uncharacterized. NCBI's taxonomy places the organism in Eukaryota, Heterolobosea, Eutetramitea, Acrasida, Naegleriidae. The transcript has a single exon. The coding region runs from base 1 to 1638 and encodes 545 amino acids. Gene Ontology annotation, cellular component: SCF ubiquitin ligase complex. Gene Ontology annotation, biological process: SCF-dependent proteasomal ubiquitin-dependent protein catabolic process. The record is from RefSeq and is a predicted model, not a curated record.